This is a messenger RNA of Thelazia callipaeda (thelaziosis nematode), 975 nucleotides long. The record is from the annotation of a GenBank genome assembly. NCBI's taxonomy places the organism in Eukaryota, Metazoa, Nematoda, Chromadorea, Rhabditida, Thelaziidae.
AUGAAUCCAGAUGGAUGCCAAUAUGACCCCUUAUAUGGUUAUACUCAACCUCAAGCAAGACUUACAACAGCACCAGAUAUUACAACUUUAACACCUUUCGCACCUCAAGCAGCUCCUCUUGGAGAAUAUUCAUCUGCACAUGCCCUUUCCACUUAUGACCCAUAUAGAUAUCCAUCUUAUUAUCCGUCUUAUGGUCCAGCUACUGGUUCGACUUCUUUUUAUACUACAGAUUUGACUUUUUCAACAAGUCGUAGUAAUGCAGAUUUCCCGAAACCAGCUCGGCCUGAUGCUAUAAUUGCUAAAGAUAUCAAGCAAGAACAUGAAGCCAAGGAACAAACAGUGGAACUGAUUUCGGCAGCUGGUGGUUCGAGUGGAGAUAUCCCAGAACCACAUUCUGAAUUAAUUCAAACUAGUUCAGAUGCUACAAGCACCCAAAACGUUGUGCAACAACAUACUGAGUCUUCACAAGUACCACGAAGAUUAGAUAGAAGGAAAGCAGCUACAAUGCGUGAAAGACGGCGAUUACGUAAGGUGAAUGAAGCAUUUGAAGUUGUAAAACAGCGGACAUGUCCUAAUCCAAAUCAGAGAUUACCAAAGGUUGAAAUUUUGAGAAGUGCAAUUGAAUAUAUUACGAAGUUGGAAAAUAUGUUACAAAGUCAAGGAAAAAUGACAAAAAUUAUGGCAGCUAAUCAGGGAAUUCAUUUGCCGGAUACCGAUGGUCAAGAUUAUGUUUCUAUGCACAAUACGCCUAAUAAUGGAUCUGCCGUCGCUUAUUAUGACAACAAAUUAAGAACAUUUCCUGAAGAAAGUGAAGAUUUCCGAGGUGUUAGUGCCGGCGAAAGUUCGCAUGAAGCAAGGAGAACAUCGAACAAGAAAAGUUCCUUAGAAAGAUUAUCAAGAAUUGUGGAUAGUAUAGCAGCUGAUGAAGAUGAAGAAGGAGUUGAAGGUUCCGGAAGUGAACAUUCAACUGUAUGA